This is a messenger RNA of Closterium sp. Naga37s-1, 783 nucleotides long. NCBI's taxonomy places the organism in Eukaryota, Viridiplantae, Streptophyta, Zygnematophyceae, Desmidiales, Closteriaceae. The record is from the annotation of a GenBank genome assembly.
AUGCUUCGAGAAGCAACAAAGCUCCCUACCCCCACUGCCAUGCCCUUUCCCUUCCCCCACUGCCAUAUCCUCCCCUCCCCCUAUGCCAUAUCCUCCCUACCCCUAGUACCAUAUCCUCCCUUCCCCCUAAGCAAAAUCCUCCCUACCCCCACUGCCAUAUCCUCCCUUCCCCCUAUGCCAUAUCCUCCCUACCCCCACUGCCAUAUCCUCCCUUCCCCCUGCGCCAUAUCCUCCCUCCCCCCACUCCCAUAUCCUCCCUUCCCCUAUGCCGUAUCCUCCCUUCCGCUACUGCCAUUUCCUCCCUACCCCCAUCGAUAUAUCCCCCAAAGCCAUAUCCUCCCUUCCCCCUCUGCCAUAUCAUUCCUACCCUCACUGCCAUAUCCCCCUACCCCCACUGCCAUGCCCUUUCCCUUCCCCCACUCCCAUAACCUCCCUUCAACCUAUGCCAUAUCCUCCCUAUCCCCACUGCCCCAUAUCCUCCAUUCCUCCUCUGCCAUAUCUUCCCUCCCCCCGCUGAAAUAUCCUCCCUUCCCCCACUGCGCCUCUGUUCCCCCACUGCCAUAUCUUUCCUUCCCCCACUGCCAUACCCUCCCUUUCCCCUAUGCCGUAUCCUCCCUUCCCCUACUGCCAUUUCCUCUCUACCCCCACUGCUAUAGCCCCCAAAGCCAUAUCCUCCCUUCCCCCUCUGCCAUAUACUCCCUACCCUCACUACCAUAUCCUCCCUGCCCUCACUGCCAUGCCCUUUCCCUUCCCCCACUCCCAUAUCCUCCCUCCAACCUAUGA